Messenger RNA from Paramecium tetraurelia, 1545 nucleotides. RefSeq lists its product as uncharacterized. Gene Ontology annotation, molecular function: calcium ion binding; ATP binding; protein serine/threonine kinase activity. Gene Ontology annotation, biological process: protein autophosphorylation; autophagy; autophagosome organization. Gene Ontology annotation, cellular component: cytoplasm; autophagosome. The record is from RefSeq and is a predicted model, not a curated record. NCBI's taxonomy places the organism in Eukaryota, Ciliophora, Oligohymenophorea, Peniculida, Parameciidae. The transcript has 4 exons.
AUGAAAAGCAAAUCGAACAUUACCGUUAUAAUUAUAAGAAAGGAAAAAUUGGAAUAGGCUCAUAUGCUACUGUUUUCAAAGGAGUUGAUACCCGAUCAAAGCAGAUCUUCAAAGUGCAGGUUCUAUCUUAUAUUUAUUGGCUUAGAUGAUGAAGAACAUUUAUUGAAUGAGAUUAACAUGCUUAAGCGAAUAAAAAAUCCAAAUAUAAUAGAAAUACUUGAUGUUCUUUAAACCAAAGAUCAUUAUUAUAUAAUAUUAGAAUAUUGCAAUCUCGGUGAUUUAGAUUCUCUACUUAGAUAGAAGAACAUCAUCAAAUUAGAUGAUCAUAUAAUCUUCCUGUAGGAUAUCUUGAAUGCCUUUACAACAUUAAUCAGAUAAGGUAUAGCGCAUAGAGAUCUUAAACCAGCAAAUGUUUUGGUUCAUUAGGAAGGAAAAAGAAAGAUCUUUAAAUUAGCUGAUUUCGGUUAUGCUAAGACUGUAUUCAAUUACAAAGCGUAAAUAUUAAAGAGUAAUUUGGGGACACCUGCAUACAUGAGUCCUUAAUUACUUAAAGAAGAAUAAUACACAACAAAAAGCGACAUUUGGAGUUUUGGGAUAAUUUUAUAUUAAAUUAUAUUCAAUACUCUCCCUUGGGUAGGAAAGUCAGAAGGUGAUUUAGUUUAAAAGAUACUAAGUGUUCCAAUAGCAUUUCCUUAAUAUCCAAAAAUCUCGACAGUUUGCCAAGAUUUAAUUAUUAAUUGUUUAUAAGCUAAUGAAGAUAAGAGAAUAAAUUGGGAUGAUUUAUUUAGACACCCUUAUGUAUGUAGUUAUUUCGGAAAAGUGGAUAUAUAAUAGAAUAGUGGAUUAAAAAAGGUUUUUAUAUUGUCUCAGAGUAUAAGAGACAAAAUUGGAUCAGAAGAAUAGAUGGACGAAUUGUUAAAGAAUUUAAAUAUCUAAGAAUAGUUAUGUUAAUUGAAUGCUGAAGAGUUCCAAAACCUUAUAAAAUAAACAAAUUAAAGUGAAAGUCUCAGUACUGAUGAUAUUCAGUGUCUAUUUUAAGAGUUUUAGAUUGAUGGAAAAGUAAAUUAUAAGGAAUUUAAAACUUGUGUCUUUUACAAUCAUCCUAAAAGAGUGAAGAUAGUUAGACAUUUGUCAAAUUCAAAUAUUAAAAUUCUGUCUAAAUUAGCCAUAGCAUUAAAAUAAUAUAAUAUGAAAGAUCUAUUCGAAUAAUUUGCUACAACUAAAAAGGAUACAUUAGAGAGACAUCAAUUUUCAAAAAUGAUUAAAAUGUUUGCAAAUACAAAUUCAUUGACCAAUCAAAAUAUUAAAGAAAUAAUCGAUUUCUUUGAUGAUAAUGGAGAUGGAAUGAUUCAAUUUUCAGAAUUCAAUAAUGUCAUGAGAUAUGUGCAAUAAAUUGAGAGAAAUAGUGAUAAUAGAUUGGAUACAAUAACGGAAUUGGAUGAAAUAUCAUUUAUUCAGGAAAUUGAAAAUAAUGGAAACAUCAAUCAAAAUUUUGGAAGUAGAUCAGAUUAAAAGAUCAGUAUAUGCGAAUGUUUUAUUUUUUGA